UACGCUUCCAUCCAUCUUGAGCAGCCAGAGGGGAAGGUGUCGCGUGAACGCGCCCCCCGCCCCUUUCUUGCCUCCAUGCGCGCCCCGGUUCCCGACUCCAACUCGGCGUGAGCCCCGGGCACAGACUAGCCUCGGCGGGGGAGCGAGAACGAUGGAGGAGCGGCUCGGAGGGAGACUCCUGUGGCUGGCCGCGUUGUCCGGCGUCUUCUGCAUGGACAUGGUACUCGGGAAAUAUGUCAAAGGCGUCGUGGACACCAAGGAGGACUGGGUUUUCCUCACGCGCUUCUGCUUCCUCACCGACUUUGGACGCCUGGAUUUCCGGUUCCGUUACCCCAAGUCUCGCUGCUGUCAGAACAUCUUACUCUACUUUGACGAUGCUUCUCAGUGGCCGGCUGUGUACAAGAGGCCCGAAAAGGACUGCUACCAGAAGGAGGCGGUGCUGCGGCCCGAAAACAACCAGGUCAUCAACCUCACCACCCGCUACACCUGGUCGGGAUGCGCGGUUGAGGGUGACGACGGCGGCGAGGAGGUGCUGAGCUGUGUGGGUGGCCGCAGCUUCCGCUCGGUGAGGGAGAGGUGGUGGUACAUCGCGCUCAGCAAAUGCGGGGGCGACGGCCUUCAGUUAGAGUACGAGAUGAAGCUGACCAACGGCCAGUCUUUCUGGACGCAGCAUUUCUCCGCCGAUGAGUUCGGAAUCCUGGAGACAGACAUCACCUUCCUGGUCAUCUUCUCCGUGGUCUUCCUGCUGUCCUGCUACUUUGCCUACAAUCUGAAGGGCAGACAGCUUCUCCACACCACCUACAAAAUGUUCAUGACAGCCGCAGGUGUGGAGGUGCUCAGCCUGCUGUUCCACUGCGUCUACUGGGGCCUCUACGCUCGGGAUGGCGUCGGCAACGGCAGCCUGAAAAUACUCGGGAAAUUACUCUUCUCACUCAGUUUCCUGGUGUUCCUGCUCAUGCUCAUUCUACUGGGCAAAGGUUUCACUGUCACCAGGGCAAGGAUCAGCCAUAGCGGCUCCAUCAAGCUGAGCAUCUACAUGACCGUCUACACAAUCACCUACGUCAUCCUCUUCAUCUAUGAGGCCGAGUUCUUUGAUCCCGGCGAAGUUCUGUACGCCUACGACAGCCCGGCGGGCUAUGGGCUGAUGGGCCUGCAGCUUUUGGCCUAUGUGUGGUUCUGCUACGCCGUGCUGGUGUCGCUUAAGCACUACCCCGAAAAGCAGCCCUUCUAUGUGCCUUUCUUCACAACCUACACUCUAUGGUUCUUUGCUGUUCCGGUGAUGGCUCUCAUCGCCAACUUCGGCAUCCCCCGUUGGGCUCGGGAGAAGAUCGUCAACGGCAUCCAGCUGGGCAUCCACCUCUACGCCCACAUCGUCUUCCUGGUGAUAACGCGCCCGUCGGCCGCCAACAAGAACUUCCCGUACCACGUGCGCACCUCUCAGAUCGGGAUCCUGCUGUCCAGUCCUAAAGGAGGGGAGGGCGGCGAGAGCUUCCCGCACCACGCCUACGGCAACGGCUCCUUCCUGGGAGACUCGCAGCCCAACUUCACCGAGCUCUUCUCCAUCCACUCGGAUCCUGUCAAGACAGUGGAGGAAACGGUGCCGCGGAAGGUCCCAGACGUGCCGAAGAACAGCGAGCACAAGAUAAUAACCACCUCGGCCGCCGUCGACAACCUGGCAUCCAUUUUACCGCCACUCCCACCCCCCAUCCGGCCGCGGACGGCCGCCGUUGCCGCACGCUCUCCCCCACCCCCCAUGCGGCUCCCGUCCUUCACAGAGUACUUCAGUAUGCAAGGUGGCGUCGUGGGAGGAGGUGGCGUCGCGGGAGGAGGCGGAGGUGCCGUCGCGGGAGGAGGCGGCGGCGGCGGCUUCGGAUCAAAGGCGUGAAAACGGGAACACAGAGUGAGUACAAAAUCGAGACAUUACGGAAGGAGCACACAAAAGCGCUCGUUACAAGAGAAGCAAUAAAUAUUUGACCAAUAGAAGGAACUCUGAGCAACACGCGGGAAAGAAAACUGAGAAAAGACCCAAAUCGUUUUUUUUUGUUUGCUUUUUUUUUGUUUUUCAUAAUUGUAAAUAGCUUGACAUUUUGAUUUUCUACCUUAGUUGUAUUUAAGUUCAAAAGUUCACGCCAUCACAUUUCACUUCUUUUCGAAAAGAAGCGCUACUAUUUUUAAUUGUUUUUAUGUUUCUACAGCACACAUUUGGAUUAUAGAAAAUGAUAUUUAUUUUUAAUAUGAGUCUUGUUCAUUUCUGUAUUGGUAGCAUGACUUUUGAGAGGAUUUGGGGAGGCGGAGGGGAGAUCUCAAAAGUUUCAAGGCACCACUUUUUAUUGUUCUUCGGCUUCAUCACAGCUGGUUAUUCCGGUUGAGUGAAAUGCUGUAAAUGUUCAAAGUCUCUUCUGGUAUUUUGGGGGGACAAAAACACGCAUGUUUGUGUCGUAGUCCCCUCGAUAAAUCCGCUCUCUAUAUUCAGUAUUAGCUUAUGGUAUGUAUUAAACAUUUAGCUUCUGUAUUAAUACACACAAUAGGCUUCGGUGUUCUAAUAAUCUGUCAUGUUUUUCAUCGUAAAAUUACAAUUUGGGGAUUUUACAGGUCUUUAUCCAAAUGGUCAAAAGAUCAAGGCUCACAGCCAGCCGAAUAACCGUCUUGCUAACUCGCUAAAACAACUUGACGUUUUUACACCCAAGUGUCCCCUAAUUGCUUACGGAAAGAUAGGCAAGAUAAUUCCCGCCUGAAAUCAACAUGAAUGUUUUAUUGUGCUUACAUUGUCUCAAUUCCGUGGAUAGCUGCGGUGGCUAAUGCUAGCAAGUAUCCCGUAGCGUUGCGUCCAAGUCGGUGAGGUCCAAUUAAAUUCUGGACUCAAAUUUAGUUAAAAGCCUUGACUGUAUUGUUUUCAGUGUUUUUCGUAAUGUAUUUAUAGCAUGAUAUGGCUAAGUCUGCGGAAGGGCUAGCUUCACAAACACAACCCUUUUGCACCAAAGUGUUCAAACUGUGUCAGCGUUUGAAUUUCUGGUUUAACGUCAAACUACUACUACUACUACUACUACUCCGACGAUGUGUAGAAAAGCAACAAGUGUACAUUUUGUGUGUCCUGCAUGGAGCACUUUAAUGUUGCUGGUCUUGUUUGUUUGUAAUGUUGUCACCUUGCUACUUUGUUGUUGCCACAGCGAGACACAUGCUUAAGUGUGCACAUGUAAAUAUCACCUGUGUGGUGGCGAUUGUACCACCAGCUUCUGUUAAAACAAAUUAGGACAAAAGAAAGAAGUGGGCAGUAUGAGAAAAUGGCAUCGGCGUAGAUACAUUAACAACAGUUUUCGUUAUUGUCGAGCUCCAAGUACAAGUUUUUAAUACAAUGUGUGUCAUUUAAAACCUUUUGUGAUAAAUACAAAAAUUCAAUAGUGAACCCCCAUUUAGCCCGCCAGAUACAUUCAUGAUAAGUUAAGACAGGCCCUCCAAUAUAAUAACACACUUGAAAAUAUUCCUUUGCGCCUCUUCUCAUGUAGCGAUAAACGGUAUCGUAUGACAUCGCUUUGUGGAAAUCUAACGACUCCUUACCUCAGUGGAGCCAGUAUGCUUGCUUCAAACGUUUUGAAAUGUUUACUGUGAAACGGACCCACAAAACAAAAGAGAAUUAUCCAUCCAUCCAUUUUCUGUACCGCUUAGUCCCCACUGGGGUCGCGGGCGUGCUGGAGCCUAUCCCAGCCGUCAUCGGGCAGUAGGCGGGGGACACCCUGAACCGGUUGCCAGCCAAUCGCAGGGCACACAGAGACAAACAACCAUUUGCACUCGGACUCACACCUAGGGACAAUUUGGAGUGUUCAAUCGGCCUCAAAAGAGAAUUAAACAUUGUAUGUUUAAAUACGAAAAUGUUCAACCAAACCAUGUUGUUUUGUUUUAACAACACAAAGAGACAGUGUGCUUUUAAACCGAUGGCACACAAUUAUAAAUGUGUUCUCGUUUAGAUUUCAAGUAGGACACAAACUAUGAACAGCGAUUGCUGUGUUGUCUCCCGCACCCCUGGCCUGAGAUUCCAGUACAAAGUAAUACUGGAAUGACUUGUUGUAUCGUGCGUAUAUGUGAUGACUCGUCUUAUGUAUGUUAUGUCUAUUUUUGUUCCGUCACCAUAAUUGCACACCCGAUCGCUGCUUUGCGCACACAAACAAACACACACAGGUGGAGUGUUGAACUGGACCAGAUGAUGAUUUAUGUACGCAUGACAGAGAAGAGCACAGCGUUUUUUUUUUUUUUAAAGCUCCUCCGGGUGAGAGCACAUAGUACUGAAGGAAGCACUGUUUAAAUGCAUUUUAAUGGUGUCAAAUAUGCUGUAGAUUAUGAUACAGUUUUGGCCAAAAUAAUAAUUAAAACAUGUUUUACUACAGGUCUCGUGUGCUUUAUUUACUGCUGCCUUCAAGGGACAGAAAAAAAAGCCAAUGCAAUAUUGCAAUUGCCUUUUUCUGACGUUUGUAUCCCCCCAAAUACAAAUAGGCUACAAAAUCCUUUUUUAUAUUAGAAUAAAGCAAACAAUACAAAGAACAACCUUUUUAAAUGUGUUCAUGGGAACAUUUGUCUUUGACAUUGUUUUUAAACCAACUUUUACAAAAAAAUAUGUCAAGGGGAGAGAAUACUCAAUAUUCAAUUUAGUUCAAUUCUGGCGCCACCCUAUGUCCGAAUGAAGUACCUGCUCAAUUUUGCUUGUUCACGACAGGUUUUGGUUUCUUGUUGGCCACCAUACUCAUUCUGAUUAUGAACAAGUGAGGUUUUAUUUGAUUUAACAAUGGAGUUUGUUUCACAGAGCAAAUCUUCUGGUCAACAAGACUCAUCCAAGAAAUGAGCUAAAUUAAAUUAGAAGAAAAAAAAACUAGGUACGAGUAGCAAGUGUCCAUUGUUUCACAGCUUCGGUGCAGAGUUGGCCUUGUCCUCGCGGUAGCCCGCCAGCAGCUGGUUGAUUAGAGUGAGCGGGUUUUGUUUUCUGACCGGGUAGAGCGGCGGAAAAGGGUUGCCCUUGUACUCCAGCACGGCCAUCUUGGCCCGGUCCAGGUUCUGCCGGUUGGGAAUGCGGGCCAUACGCGUGUAGCUGUCUGAAUGCCGUUCGAAGCGCGGGGCCAGCACCUUGAACAGUUUUGGUACCAGGUCCUUUUCCUGCCAU
This is a messenger RNA of Syngnathus typhle (broad-nosed pipefish), 5146 nucleotides long. It is a transcript of the gene tmem145, whose product is annotated as transmembrane protein 145. The coding region runs from base 152 to 1885 and encodes 577 amino acids. Gene Ontology annotation, biological process: response to pheromone; G protein-coupled receptor signaling pathway. The transcript is spliced from 15 exons. The record is from RefSeq and is a predicted model, not a curated record. Lineage: Eukaryota; Metazoa; Chordata; Actinopteri; Syngnathiformes; Syngnathidae.